Populus euphratica (Euphrates poplar) is the source of this 2851-nucleotide messenger RNA. Its product is annotated as protein LYK5-like. The record is from RefSeq and is a predicted model, not a curated record. The transcript has a single exon. Gene Ontology annotation, biological process: protein phosphorylation. Gene Ontology annotation, molecular function: ATP binding; protein kinase activity. NCBI's taxonomy places the organism in Eukaryota, Viridiplantae, Streptophyta, Magnoliopsida, Malpighiales, Salicaceae. Bases 748 to 2613 code for a protein of 621 amino acids.
AAUUUUGAAAAAGAAAAUGGAAUCCAUAUUCUCCCAUGUAUUUUUGAAGUUAUGAUAGCUUAGGAAAGAGAGAAUGCCGUGUCUCUCUCUCUCUCCUCCUUUCUCAAGCCACUCAAGGAUAAAUGUGAAAGAGAUAAUUGAUCCUUUGAUUUGGUCGCAAAUAUCAGACUGGAAAAUCCUUUCGUUUGCGCUCUCUGUCUUUUUUAUGCUGUCUGUUGUGAUUAUUUUGCAACAAAUGUAAUCCAACUUGAUAGGAUAUUUCUGACAACUCAGGCAGCGAGUAGGCAGUUUUGUGGACAGACCAACUGAGUUGAUUCUACAGAGCUUACUUUAUUGGUCAGACUCUGAUGCUACAGUAGGGAAAAAGUUUUUAAAAAUCAUCUGUGUAAGCAAUCCUGGAGCCAUCAAAUUAGUUGUUCGCUAAACAUUGGCCCUCUGACUUCCAUGGACUUCUGUCAUGAUUGAUUCCUUUUGGUGUAUUAACUUGUCAGCCAAGAAUAUAAUGUGUAUUUUAGGGGAAAAAAAUUAUUUUUUUUAUUUUUUAUCAUGUCUGCAUCAAGGAGAAGAUAACCAAGAGAAUCAUUCAAAUCAAAGCUAAAGACAACGCCUCUGUGUAUUCAUUAGAAUAAAACCUCCAGGCUAAAAAUGCUGCUUAGCUUUUCUAUCAACCUUAAGCGACACUUGGCGAAUUACGUUUUUAUUUAGUUCAUCUGAAAGCUUCUUUCAAAAUCUGAACCAUCCAAGCUUAUGUUCAUGGCAAUAUCUUUGCUCCCUUUCUUUUCCACACAAGCUCUUCUUCUCUUGAUCCUUUUAUUUUCCUCCACAUAUGUCACCUCACAAGCACCACCUGCCUCAAACUUUUCAUGUACUGUUGAUUCACCGACCACAUGCUCUACAUAUUUCACUUACCUUGCCCAGUCACCAAAUUUCUUGGACCUCGGAAACAUUUCUGAUCUAUUUGGGGUCAGUCGUAAGGAAAUAGCAAAUGCAAGCAACCUGGAGUCUGAGGACACCCCAUUAUUUCCAAAUCAACUUUUGCUUGUACCUAAACCUUGUGGUUGCACAGGUAACCGAUCUUUUGCCAACAUAACUUACCAAAUCCGGCAAGGUGAAAGCUUCUACUUGGUUUCGACUACUUCAUUUGAGAACCUCACCCGUUCGCAAGAGGUGGAAGCUUUGAACCCCAGUCUGACUCCAACCCUCUUGCAUGCUGGUGACAAGGUUAUAUUUCCUUUGUUCUGUAAGUGCCCUUCAAAUACUCAUUUGGAGAGCGGAAUUGCUUAUCUCAUUACUUAUGUGUGGCAACCUAGUGAUGAUCUCACGAAAGUUGCUGCUAAAUUUAAUGCCUCUGAACGUAACAUUGUGAUUGAAAACAACUAUGUGAACUUUACUGCUGCAGUCUACCUCCCGGUAUUGAUCCCUGUGUCCCAGUUGCCAGUUCUCUCUCAGCAAUACCCCUCUCCUGAAAGAAGAGAAUCCAGGAAUCGUUGGAUCAUCAUUGUUGCUGCUAGCAUUGCAAGCGCUCUUUUGAUCUUCCUUUUGAUUGCUUUUCUGGCCCAUAAACGUCGUUCAUAUAACAGAACUAAAGCUUUGGAUCGCGCUGGAUCUUGUUUGGAGACCAGCGAUCUCAUUCAAACAAAGGAACUUACAAAACUGGAGAGUUUUGAAGCAAAGAUCACACCAGAUAACCUGCUUCCAGGGGUUUCAGGCUAUCUGGGCAAGCCGAUCAUUUAUGAGGUUAAAGAGAUCAUGGAGGGCACGAUGGAUCUAAAUGAACAUUAUAAGAUAGGAGGAUCAGUAUAUAGGGCCAAAAUCAAUGGCCGGGUCUUGGCAGUGAAGAAAACCAAGGAUGAUGUCACAGAAGAACUAAAGAUUUUGCAGAAAGUCAGUCAUGCAAAUCUGGUUAAACUAAUGGGGAUGUCAUCUGGAUUUGACAGAGAAGGAAAUCGCUUCCUGGUCUAUGAAUAUGCAGAAAAUGGGUCGCUGGAAAAGUGGUUGCAUCCCACCUCUGAAUCUUCCUCAUACUCUGCGGGUUUCCUCACUUGGAGUCAAAGGUUACAUGUAGCACUAGAUGUGGCCAGUGGCCUGCAAUACAUGCAUGAACACACUCAACCAAGAAUCAUUCACAAGGAUAUUCGAACAACUAAUAUUCUUCUCGAUUCCACAUUUCGGGCGAAAAUAGCAAAUUUCUCAAUGGCUAGACCUGCCACAGACUCAUUGAUGCCAAAAGUUGAUGUAUUUGAUUAUGGAGUUGUUUUGUUACAAUUGCUUUCUGGAAAGAAGGCCAUGGUAACCAAAGAAAAUGGCGAGAUUGUUCUGCUGUGCAAGGAAAUCAAAGCCGUCUUGGAAAUUGAAGAGAAAAGAGAAGAGAGUCUAAGAAAGUGGAUGGAUCCCUGCUUGGAGAGGUUUUAUCCCAUUGAUAGUGCUCUGUGCUUGGCAAACUUGGCAAGGUUGUGCACUCUGGAGGAGUCUUCAGAAAGGCCAAGCAUGGCAGAAAUUGUCUUUAACCUCACAGUUCUCACUCAGUCAUCUCCUGAGACAUUUGAAAGAUGGACAACUGGGAUGGAAACAGAAGAUUUUACUCGACUCAACAGCCCUGUCACAGCUCGUUGAUUUAGCAUAGAAGUAACUGGGCUGACAAGUCCAAGUAGAUCUCCUACAUCCAAUUCUUGCAAUGAAAAUCAGUGUACAUUAACAAUCUUUCAGUUUAAGUUAUGGAUGGUUUUAUAGUGUGAAUAGAGCAAUGUUUAACCUCAUAAUGAGUUUAUAUUCUGGCUUAUUUUCAAUCUAUAACAUAAUAGAACUGUAAAGUGAAAGUAUAUAUGCUACUGCAUCUGUCAAUUGAACACUA